This is a messenger RNA of Sinocyclocheilus rhinocerous, 269 nucleotides long. RefSeq names its product charged multivesicular body protein 1b-like. The annotation marks the transcript as partial. The transcript has 2 exons. Gene Ontology annotation, biological process: vacuolar transport. The record is from RefSeq and is a predicted model, not a curated record. Lineage: Eukaryota; Metazoa; Chordata; Actinopteri; Cypriniformes; Cyprinidae.
CGUGUGACUUCAGAGAAUUUGUUCAACCUCAAGUUUGCAGCCAAAGAACUUCAGCGGAGCUCCAAGAAAUGCGACAAAGAAGAGAAAGCGGAGAAGGCCAAGGUCAAGAAGGCAGUCCAGAAGGGCAAUAUGGAGGUUGCCCGGAUACAUGCGGAAAACGCCAUUCGCCAGAAGAACCAAUCAGUGAACUUCCUCCGAAUGAGCGCAAGAGUGGAUGCGGUGGCUGCGCGAGUACAGACAGCAGUCACCAUGAACAAGGUACACAAACU